Molecule: messenger RNA, 1137 nt
Organism: Microsporum canis CBS 113480
Lineage: Eukaryota; Fungi; Ascomycota; Eurotiomycetes; Onygenales; Arthrodermataceae
Product: RNase3 domain-containing protein
Exons: 2
Coding region: 1-1137 (378 amino acids)
Biological process (GO): primary miRNA processing; rRNA processing; regulation of gene expression
Cellular component (GO): nucleus
Molecular function (GO): ribonuclease III activity; double-stranded RNA binding
Source: RefSeq, a predicted model, not a curated record
AUGGGGACUAAAAGAGUGUCGGAAAAAGAAACACACGAUAAGAAGCCCGACAAGGCGGAUGCGAAGCGAGAUGCAGAGGGUGGCCUGUCUAUUCAAUUUCAGCUUAUCCAGCUCCAAAGACUUACUCAAGAUCUACUCGCUCAAUCCGAUCUUAUUGAAAGCGUCGAAAAGGAUAAUAGCAAGGAUAUCAUAAAGGGAUUGAAACGCAUAAAUAAGGCAUUCGGAAAUUCAGAAAAUAUACCAUUAAAUCCUACCAAACAGUUGCAGCUUCCGUCCAUACCUAGCAAUUUACCUGCACCAGCGUCCGCACGACAGGAUGUGAACCUACCACUCCUACCUCCCAUCAAGGACGAGGGCCUAAAGUCCGCUGUAUUUACACACACUGGUAUCGUGGAACGGGGCCCAGGAUCUUCACUAUGCUCAGAGAAAUCAUACGAUAGGCUAGAGGUCCUAGGAGAUGCAUAUAUCGAACUCAUCUCGACCCGGUUAAUAUGGGAGAAUUUUCCUACUUUACCCGCCGGCAAAAUGGCACAAGCUCGGGAAACCAUGGUGAAAAAUGAAACAUUGGCUCAGUAUGCAACGGCCUAUGGCUUUGAUGAGCUGCUGAAGACCACAUCGGAUUAUCGGAGUGUCCCGAAACGUUGGACAAAAAUAAGGGGUGAUGUUUUUGAGGCCUACGUUGCUGCAGCGAUUAUAUCCGAUCCCAAGGAUGGCCUUCGGGCAGUAGAAAGCUGGCUAACGCAAUUAUGGCUACCGAAGCUUGCGGAUGUGAAGCUUCCUUUACCACCAGCAGGACCAGAACAUGGCAACAAGAUCUCCUUUAAAGACAAACUUGCAGCCACCGUUAUGAGCAAGGGGAUUCGGCUGCAGUACAUUGAUGAGAAACCUCCUCAGCGCGAGGGAGGACUGGUUACUUCAUUCAUUGGUGUUUACCUUACUGGAUGGGGCUACGAGAGGAAACAUCUAGGCUCCGGAAGCGGAUUGAGCAAGACGGAAGCUGGUAAUGAAGCUGCUCUCCGAGCUUUGAACAAUCGGCCUCUGAUCGACCAGAUCAAUGCAAAGAAGCGGGAAUUUGACGAGAAGACGGCCGCUCAGAGGGCCGCAGCAGCAGCAUCCAAGACAACAGAGACAAGCUAA